AUGGCGGACGAGGCGACGAUCGAGCCGGGGCCAGACCGCGUCCCGCUCUACUCCCUGUGCAAGCGCAAGCCCAUCGCCGAGUUUGGGUACAGCCGCGCGUUUGACGAGCGGUACAGCCUGGGGCGCAAGAUCGGGAAGGGCGCCAUGAGCACCGUGGCCACCCAGAUACCGCAGGAUUCCAUCGUGCUGGCCGACCUGCGGGGCCUGUUCCUGGAGCUGGACCCAGCAGAUACCGGGAGGGUGCCCUACACCCGCCUGCAGGAGGAGCUGGAGGAGGGCACCUUCAACCUGAGCGCCGCCGAGAGCCAGCAGCUGCUGGCACAGAUGGAUGUGUCGCCCGCAGGUGACAUCGCCUUUGCAGAGUUUGUGGCCAGUUUGGUGGACUGGAGCAAGAUAACCGGCUGCUCCAGCGGGCUGGGCCGCGCGCUGGCGCAGCGGAUGCACGCCGAGGGCGCGGGCGGUGAGCGGGCGUACCGCGUGUUUGCGUCCGCUCGCAACCUGGCCUCCCUCCGGGAGCUGGAGGCGGCUGGCCUGGAUGUGGUGCAGCUGGACGUCACAGACCAGAAGUCUGUCGACAGCGCUGUGCGGCGGGUGAUCCAGAGGGCUGGCCGCAUCGACGUGCUGGUCAAUAAUGCAGGGCUGAGCCGUGUGGGUCCCAUUGUGGAGCAGCCGUUGUCGGAGAUGCAGGAGGUGAUGGAGGCCAAUCUGUUCGGAGUAGUGCGGGCUGUGGCCCCUCACAUGAUGCGGCAGCGCUCAGGGCUGAUUGUGCAGAUCGGCAGCAUUGUGUCGAUGCUGGCAAGCCCCUUUGGCGGCAUCUACUCAGCCUCCAAGGCGGCGCUGCUGUCGCUGACGGACGCGCUGCGCCUCGAGCUGGAGCCGUUUGGGGUGCACGUCACGUACUGCGCCUCCGGGGCCAUCAAAUCUGCCUUUAGCGACAAUGUGCUGGCUGGCACCAACGUGGCGCGGUACGAGCGGGCCGAGUCGCUGUACGCCCCGCUGGCGCACAUCAUCACGGAGCGGGCGCUGGUGUCCCAGGAUCCCAAGACCUGCGUCAGCGCUGACACGGCAGCAGGCCAGAUUGCGGCGGUGAUCAACCGCUCUGCGCUGCCGCCCAGCAGCGCCCGCGGCGCCGCUGCGGCGGCAGCGGGCGAGCGCGGGAAGUGGACCCCACGCCAGCCGCCCACCUGGUUCCUGGCCGCCGGCAACGCGCGGCUGUGGUGGACCAUGGGCGUGAUACAGAAGCUGUGGGGGUGGCCCGUCAACUCCCUGAUCCAGAAAGCCUUCAAGAUGGACAAGAAGCUCGAGUGA
Molecule: messenger RNA, 1308 nt
Organism: Chlorella variabilis
Lineage: Eukaryota; Viridiplantae; Chlorophyta; Trebouxiophyceae; Chlorellales; Chlorellaceae
Exons: 11
Coding region: 1-1308 (435 amino acids)
Cellular component (GO): endoplasmic reticulum
Molecular function (GO): oxidoreductase activity
Source: RefSeq, a predicted model, not a curated record